GAAAGAGAGAAAGAGAGAGAGAGCGAGAGAGAGAGAGGGCACACAGAAGCACAAACCAAAAUAUCUAGAUUAAAGUGUGACAGUGGUGGGGAAGAGGGUUUGAUGGAGACCCAGAUAUGAAUUGUUGAAAAUUGUCCCUGUUAUUGUAUUGUAUUUAAAGCUCUGUGUUGUGAGGGAGCAGAGGGAGAGAGUAUGGGUGAAGGAAUCAUGUCUUUUGCCAUGCUGAGAUCGAUGCCCAGCCGCUGCCUCUACCCAGAGAUCGGCAUGCUGUCAGAAGGAGAUGAGGAGGUGGACAGCGAUAGCUCGGGCUCAGAGACAUCUUUCAGCUUGGGACCAUACGGUGGAGGAGGAGGAGGAAAGAGGAAGAGGAAAGCCAGGGUCCCGGGAGUCAUUAGGCAGAGGCAAGCGGCGAAUGCCAGAGAGAGAGACAGGACCAACAGUGUCAACAUGGCGUUCACUGCCCUCCGGACCCUGAUCCCCACCGAGCCCGCCGACAGGAAGCUGUCGAAGAUCGAGACCCUGCGACUGGCGUCCAGUUACAUCGCACACCUGGGCAACGUGCUGCUGCUGGGGGAAGCCGGCGACGGACAACCCUGUCACACCAGCACCUCCACCUACUACCCUGGCACCAGGGUGACCGAGACGGAGAGCAGCCAGCCCAAGCAGAUCUGCACCUUCUGCCUGAGCAACCAAAGGAGGAUGAACAAAGACCGAGACAGAAAGAACACCAUUCGAAGUUAACAAAGACACGUGCAACGUGACCACUACGUUGCAAGCUCACAGCAGACUCAGAAGGGAAGACCAAUCAACCGUGCACCCACAGUAUGGAAGAAGACAACUCGAAACAUCGGCAGCACAAUGAAAGCUGAACAGAACUAUGGGCCGUGCUAGACUCUAAUCACACUUUUAUCACGGGAAGGUACUGCAAAGGGGCUGCGAUAGACGAGGUCCGGAUCUGCUCCUUGACCAAGAAAAGGUGCCGGUACACAGUGAUACGACCACACUGUUGAACUGUUAUUUCUUCAAAUAUAAAUACUGUUGAGUUGCUGCUGAAGGCAGGCACCAGGGAGAAAAUCCAAAAACAAGUGACAAAACUACAAAAGGUGGCUUUAUGCAUCGAAACUGGAACACUCAAUACACGAUUAACUUUGCGAUCAUACGUUGUUGGUUUGUGAUGUAAUAAAUGUAAUAUAAAAAUUCAAUUUUGUACAUAAAAUAAAAACAAAAACUCAAGAUGUCACGGCUGAUUUCCUGCCACGGGUGUAGUUGUAGCUGUGGUUGAGCACCACCGAAAACAAAUGGGAGCUCCACGCCAAUAAAUCAGGACAGGCACCAUCAUAAAAAUAAUCGCACAACGCUGAAUUGUCAGAGAGAUUUCUGGAGAGCGAAGCUUCUGCUGCCUGCCUCCCAGUCUGGCCUGGCCAUCGCUCUGGGUAACGUGCCGAGUGCGAUGGCAGUCCCGGACACAUAAUCUGGAGACGAGAGUUCAAAUUCUACCGCAGCAGCUGGACAAUUUAAAUUCACUUCAUUAAAUAAAUCUGGAAAAUAAAAGCGAGAAGCAGUAACGGCGACCAGAAAUUAUUAAAAUGUCGUAAAAAUCCCAUCUGGUUGACUGACAGAUUGAGACCAACCAUUCUCACUAGUCUGCAUUGGUGACUAUUAGCCGCCAUUUGAAAUGGCCUAACAAGCCUCUCCGCUAUCACCACCACUGCUGAGAAUAGACACUGACAAGACAACAACUCUUACCGUGCCAACAAUGCCCCCUGACACAAGUGCAUAUAAAAAUAGUCAUGAAUUGCUGCUUACUCUAGAAGCUCCAGUUUGAUAGGAAGGGCGUAGAGGGAUAUGGGACAUGAGAUUAUGAGUUUAGUUAGGGGGUAGUUAGUUAGUUUAGGAGGGUAAGGGUGUGUCCAGUGGAGGUGGGGUGCAGGAGCUUUGUAGCCAGUUCCACCGCAAGGCUCCUGAGGGAAGUUGGAGUCAAAGGGCAGGCACAAAGGAGGGCAAUAAAAGAACUUGCCAAUGCCGCCGGACGGAGCAGU
Messenger RNA from Leucoraja erinaceus (little skate), 2039 nucleotides. It is a transcript of the gene scxa, whose product is annotated as scleraxis bHLH transcription factor a. Gene Ontology annotation, biological process: developmental process; regulation of transcription by RNA polymerase II. Lineage: Eukaryota; Metazoa; Chordata; Chondrichthyes; Rajiformes; Rajidae. The transcript is spliced from 2 exons. The record is from RefSeq and is a predicted model, not a curated record. Gene Ontology annotation, molecular function: protein dimerization activity; DNA-binding transcription factor activity, RNA polymerase II-specific; RNA polymerase II transcription regulatory region sequence-specific DNA binding. The coding region runs from base 193 to 741 and encodes 182 amino acids.